AUGGCUGCUGUUCAAGUCUUACCUCCUCCGAUACGGCCCACUGGAUCUUACACACGCAAACGCAGGCAUUCCGUCUCAGCCCCGCCUCCAGGCUUCCAGCUACCCUUUCCACACGCUCCAAAGCCGGUUUCUCCACUCCUCACGCCGUCAACGGCCACGAUUGCUUCGGUUACGCCCCGGAAACGCGUGUCCACCGCACCUUUAUCCCCUCAGAUGCGGCCUGCUACCCUCGGUCAAUCAUCUGGAUCUCGUGCGAACAGCCAGCGGCGACUGGCUACCUAUGGAGAACAAGGAGUUGCCGCAGCGAGCCUUGCCACGCUCGAAGCGUCAUGUGCAGCGACGACGCUGGCGUCAUGCGAAAAUAUUGUUCACCAAAUCAACCUCGAUGAAAAGUCGCACUUGCGCAAGAAACAACGCCCCUCGAAUGUUCCAAUGAAUACGAGCAGCGAUGUCGAGUCAAAACCUGCGCUAUGGAACGUUCGUACCUUCCCAUUCCACCGAACACGACCGGGUGCAGAAACUGCAUCGCGAAAACGAUUGGGAAUCCCUACGUUUAACUGGCCUAAACCGACCUCUGCAACCGUUGCAUCUCCGAUGUCAGACACCGCCAUGAUGGUUGACAGCGACGACGAACCUUUGUCUGUAGCCCCGCUGAGCGCCUACGAAUCAACGCUAGCGGUCGUCACGUCCAUGUCGGACAAUGAAAGAUCCUCGGGCGGUAUGUUGACUUCCAUGCCACGACGACGGCGGCGAGUCGGCACGGCGGUCCCGGGAUACGACGGCGAUGCUGCAAAUCCUCGGGAAGGAUCGCUCCGCUGUCGAUCUCCAUCACCUGCACCAACUCUGUGUUCACAAGAUGCUGGUCACACCCCCAAGCCCAUCCCGAAACCUAUUGGAAAGAUGACUCGGAGAAAGUCGUCUUCGCCUCCCCGAGAUUCUCCUCCACCUCCUCCCAGAUAUUCUUCGCCACUGGGUCCUGAACGACAUGUCCUGCCACCGCGCCCACGUUUUCCUCGCUCGAUGAACGCCCGGAGUGUCAACGAGCUGAGAUUUGGUAAGGAUGGAUCUAGAAUUCAAAUCCUUGGCGAGCGUGGUGCAGCUGCGGACAUGUACCGUCGGGUGUUACUGCGCAGUGCGCAUCUCAGUGCGCGAAAGCGAGAACUUGCACGUCUUGCAAAGCUGGCGGCCCAAGUCGAUUCCUCUGAUGAGGUCUAUGUUCUCCGACUUAGCGAUGAUGUGAAGGGUGAUGGCGCAGUGGGCUUGGUAGACAUCAAACCACAAGGCCAGGGCCAGGACCAGGACCAGGUACAACCUCAGGUCCAAUCGACCCCCGAAGACGUCCAGGAUGAGAAAAUGGACGUGGACACGCCAGAGUGUGGAGACAUCGAACUUCUCCCUGACAUUCCUGACAUGGAUUUUGACGAGGCGUGUUGA
Molecule: messenger RNA, 1434 nt
Organism: Serendipita indica DSM 11827
Lineage: Eukaryota; Fungi; Basidiomycota; Agaricomycetes; Sebacinales; Serendipitaceae
Source: the annotation of a GenBank genome assembly